CGCACUGAACGAAACUAAAUCAAAAUGUUCCGACAGCUGCUCAUAUUUUUACCAUUAAUCGCAGUUACAUUGGCAGCAAGUCUUGGCUAUGAUCCCUAUAUUGAUCUGCCACACUUAAAACCUGUUAAAACUUCUGCAGAACGUAUAGAGGAACACGGUUAUCCAGCGGAAUCACAUUUCGUAGAAACUAAAGAUGGUUAUGUGUUGAAUAUGUUUCGUAUACCAUACUCCCCAAAAUUGAAUAACAAAGAUAAGCCUAAGCCAGUUGUAUUUAUAAUGCAUGGACAAUUCAGUUGUUCCGACUGUUAUUUACUAAAUGGUCCUGAUAAUGCUUUGGCUUAUAAUUUUGCUGAUGAAAAUUACGAUGUUUGGUUAGGUAAUGCACGUGGAAAUAUUUAUUGCCGCAACAAUACAAAAAUAUCACUAAACCAUCCAAAAUUCUGGGAAUUUAGUUGGCAUGAAAUUGGUAACAUUGAUGUACCCACUAUGAUCGAUUAUAUACUGGAUUUGACAGGAGAAAGUAAAAUUCAUUAUGUUGGCCACUCACAGGGUACAACUGUAUUCUUUGUUAUGACAUCCACCAGACCAGAAUAUAAUGACAAAAUAAAAACAGCUCAUAUGAUGGCACCGCCCAUUUUUAUGGGAAACUGUACUGAUGAUCUUGUGGUUCUAUUAUCUCCAUAUGUAGGUACACCAGGUGUUGGUGCUAACUUACUAGGCAAUCAGCAAUUUGUGCCAAGUAACCCUUUCAUUCAACGUAUAUUAGAUACUGCUUGUGGUGGAGAUCCUACAUUUCCAGAGUAUUGCCAAACAUUAUUCUUAUUGUGGGCUGGCACUGAACAAGUUAAUCUAAAUGUGACUUUAUUACCACAAGUUGCAGAAACGCAUCCAGCUGGUAUAUCUACGAAUCAGGGCAUACAUUAUAUACAGGAAUCUGUGUCAAAUCAUUUUAGACAAUUUGAUCAUGGUCCGAAAAAGAAUCUUAAACGCUAUGGUCAAGAAGUUCCACCAGAUUAUAAUUUGCAAAAUAUUGUCGUAGAUAUGUAUAUAUAUUAUGGAUUAGCAGAUACUUCAGCUAAUGCUAAGGAUAUUCAGCGACUUCCAGAACAUUUGUCAAAUAUAAAACAUUUUUACGAAGUACCUAAUCCUACAUGGGGCCAUUUAGAUUUUAUAUUCGCUAAUCAAGUAAAGGAAGAAAUGAACGAUAAAAUAAUAAAUUUCUGUAAUAAGUACGAGCAAGUCGAAGCAAAUUUAUAA
Messenger RNA from Teleopsis dalmanni, 1257 nucleotides. RefSeq names its product lipase 3-like. The record is from RefSeq and is a predicted model, not a curated record. The transcript has 3 exons. The coding region runs from base 25 to 1257 and encodes 410 amino acids. Gene Ontology annotation, biological process: lipid metabolic process. Gene Ontology annotation, molecular function: hydrolase activity, acting on ester bonds. Lineage: Eukaryota; Metazoa; Arthropoda; Insecta; Diptera; Diopsidae.